Messenger RNA from Betta splendens (Siamese fighting fish), 1826 nucleotides. RefSeq lists its product as uncharacterized. The transcript is spliced from 7 exons. The coding region runs from base 232 to 903 and encodes 223 amino acids. NCBI's taxonomy places the organism in Eukaryota, Metazoa, Chordata, Actinopteri, Anabantiformes, Osphronemidae. The record is from RefSeq and is a predicted model, not a curated record.
UAUGUUUAACUGGCCUUAUUUUAACACAAGACCACACAAACAUUGUUGCUGUAAAUCAGCUUGUUUGUGCCGUUGUGUGGUUCUAGCCGUGGGAGGGGGGCGGGUCAUAGAACCACACGAGGGAGGAUCACAUCCUGCUCAGCUGGUUAUAAAGGACACAGAUCGGAACCUCAGCUCUGGACCAACCUGCUUCUUUCAGUCUGGACUCGUUUGGCUGAGUAUCUGACCAGGAUGUGGAUGUUUAUGGUGAUCGUCGCUCUGCUCGGUCAGAACCAGGCAGCUCCAUUUCCAGGCAACAACAGCAGCUUCUUCUUGAUCCUUCAACAACAACAGGCCCAGACCACAGCAUCAGCCGUCCCUGUUUUUACUCAGCAGCAAACAGCCUCUUCAUCCUCCUCCUCCUCCUCAUCAUCAUCAUCAUCAGACACUUUUGAAUCCAGCCAGAGCUCAGAGGGUCCUCAACAGCUGAGUGAACGUCAGAACCUGGAGAACAUGGCCAUCGAGCAGAUCGCCUCGUCCCAGGAGAGCACAGAGGUUCUCCAGGCUUCCGGAAACAGAACCAGCAGCCUGUGGCUCAGCAAGCUGGUCGCACUAGGACAGAGAGUAGAACCGAGGACGUUGACCCACCUCCUAACACAACCUCGAAGCAGAGACACCGGGCUGACCCCUGAAGACAACAGGUCCACAGAGACCGUUCCAGCUGUAAGCCGAGCGUCACCACCUGCUGGUACCAAUACAGAGGAUGGAGCUACAACAGAGACGAACCGGGUGGGACACAAAGAGAACGAGGAGUUCUUCAUACUGCUGGAUGACAGUACAGAGAGAGCAGACGGGCUGACCUUUGACCUGCUGGGCCAAGGUGGUUACCAUGGCAAUGAGGCUGGGCUGGAGCUGGGGCUGUGAUUUUCAAAAGUUGCUUCUAUUUACCCAUUAUUGUCGCUCUCUGUGGCCACGUCCAGAGUGAUGUAUGUAUUAAAUGCUAAAAUCAUGACAAUAAAAUAUAAGACCAGGGGCCCAUUUCAAGAAGGAGGUUUUGUUGAAACUCUGAGUUUGUUAACCCCGAAAUGAGGAAAACUUAAAGUUUUCGGUUUCAGAAAGCGGGGUUACUUAAACCUGUAAAGCGGGGUAAGUUUAAACCCGUUUCAAGAAGCGAGGUAAUCGAAACUCAGAGUCAGUUACUAUGGCAACUGACUCUGUGAACCAAACCAGGUGGGGAGCAGGUUUUAUUCGGGAAACCCAGGUUUCCUUCGGUCUCCGCCCCUUUUUAAAGUGAACACUGUUUAAAUACCUCAUUUGAUCUUUUAGUACAUUCAUAGAUUUCACCUGUUUCCUUCGCGCAGAGACCAAAAUGCCCGUUUCUAGAGCAUCCUGUAGAUGAGGACGCUGUAUGAAUUUACGCCGCGAGAGGAUUUUGACGCCACGAGUUAAUUUUCUGUCAUAUUGCUGUGAAUAUUUAUUUUAGCGGUACUGUUUUUCUCGAGACUCCAUGACAUAUAUUAAUAAUCUUAUUCACCCAUACGUCAAACACAUCACCCAUCGUGGCCGUGCUUUUACAUCCGAACAUAUUCUUUGUGUUGCGUUACGUUUUUUGCAAACAGUAGUUUUCUUUAUAACAUUGGAGAUGCUGAGCACGUUAGUGAAGUCACUGUAUGUAGAAAAGUUCGCCCUCAAGCGCUUUCCUUGACACAAACUCCUUAAAGCCAUUAAAGAGGAGUUUCACAGGAUUGCAGGUAUGUGGUAUUUAAUUUGUGUCAGUGAGGCUAAUCUGAAAAAUGAUGUUAAGUUAAUAACAUCUUGCUGUGACCUGAAAUAAACUGAUAAAUGUG